UGUCAAUAGUACUUGAAAUCAAGACCCGAGGAGAAAAUUACAGCAGUAUCGGAAGAGCCAAUACGCACGGCCGCCAUGGCUCAUGACAACAAUGUUACCGAUCUUGAUGUGGACGAUGAAGGUAUAGCAGAUAUGCACAGUAUAGUCCCAUCGAGCGUCAGUCUUCGUAAAUCACUUCUUGAGUAUCGCACCGAGAAUGGUAGGACGUACCACCGAUACAAGGAUGGAAAAUACAACCUACCCAAUGAUGAAAAGGAACUAGACAGGCUUGAUCUACAGCACCACUUAUGGCUUCUUGCUCUAGAUGACAAACUUGGCAUGGCCCCACCUUGCAUGGAGGGUGCCCAAGUCGGUCGGGUGCUUGACGUCGGAACUGGCUCCGGCAUCUGGGUCCUCGACUUUGGUGACGAGCAUCCUGAAUCUGAGGUAUAUGGUAUCGACCUGUCUCCAACUCUUCCAAUCUACGUGCCCCCGAACGUCAAAUUUGAAGUUGACGAUGCCGAGGAAGAUUGGACUUGGUCGCGGCCCUUUUCCUACAUCCAUAGCCGGGUGAUGACAUCCAGUAUUGGUGACUGGGAGCUCUAUUUACGUCGCUGUUUUGAUAAUCUUGAACCUGGUGGAUGGAUUGAACUACAAGAGUUCGAUCUCUUUCCGCGAUCAGACGAUGGCACCCUCACACCCUCGCAUCCUUUGAUGAGAUGGUGUAGUCUUCUACUUGAGGCAUCAGAGAAGUUCGGCCGCCCCUACGUCGAUAUCCCGCCACUGAAGGACCUACUUGUGGAGGUUGGAUUUGUGGAUGUAUCGCUCAGUCUAUGCAAGUGGCCUACCAACACUUGGCCCAAAGACCCAAAGUAUAAAGAAAUUGGUAUGUGGCAUGGCGAGAACGUUUCUGGCGGCCUUGAAGGCUUCACAAUGGCGGCUUUAACACGCGCCCUAAAAUGGACGCCCACCGAGGUUGAAGAUUUUCUCGUUGAUGUGCGGGACAAUAUCCAGGAUAGGACCAUCCAUGCGUGGUGGCCAGCGUAUUGCAUCAUCGGACGCAAACCAUAUUAGUUGGUGGGUACUCGGCGCCUGAUUCCUACUAUGGCCUCUGUCUCUUCCGACUCUGACCUAGGCUUCAUUGAUAGACCCGUGAAGUCGAUGGAAAUAAGGAAUUCGAGAGGAACGGUCUUACAUCCAGUAUGCCCACCUUCAACUUCACAGACUUGCGUCCACAGGGCUGUCCGUUUUUGACGAGGAGUUCGGCAAGCGGGACCCGUAACUUGCGAUCAAAGAUUG
This is a messenger RNA of Colletotrichum scovillei, 1278 nucleotides long. Its product is annotated as methyltransferase domain-containing protein. The record is from RefSeq and is a predicted model, not a curated record. Gene Ontology annotation, molecular function: methyltransferase activity. Lineage: Eukaryota; Fungi; Ascomycota; Sordariomycetes; Glomerellales; Glomerellaceae. Bases 76 to 1053 code for a protein of 325 amino acids. The transcript has 9 exons.